This is a messenger RNA of Prunus armeniaca (apricot), 279 nucleotides long. The record is from the annotation of a GenBank genome assembly. Lineage: Eukaryota; Viridiplantae; Streptophyta; Magnoliopsida; Rosales; Rosaceae.
AUGGAAGGUUCUGAUCUAGGCUGGACUGGAAAUGCCCGGGCUGGACUGGACCCUUUUGAGUGGGCAGAACUGCAGUCUUCUCAGUCUGCACGGGCAGGAGUGACUGUUUUUUUAGGGCUUCAAUGGGCUAAAGACUGCACUGUGAAUUUUGUUGAGGUUUUCCAUAUUUGGAGGAAGCUCAAGCUCUACCUGUCUUGGUCAUUGCUAAACCAAAUUUGUAACGAGAGAAAUCUCGUUUUGAAUGACUUGCUUCUUAAGUCUGGACCUUGGGAAUUCUGA